AUGAACUGCCACUUCCGAUUCAAUACGAGGCCGCCAUCGCAUACUGAACCACUGGAACACGACAAUGGCCAACGGGCCAGACACCGACAGCUUCUCACAUGCAAGGGUUGUGUUCAGCCUCGUGUUUUUGCAGACUUUGCCGACGGUAUGAGAAAGAACAAGCGAUGUCGUGGCGGUGCAGAAACCCACACGAGAUUCUGUAUCAGAUGCGGAGUAGAUAAAGGAUGGAUAUAUAUCAUAAGACUAUUCACGGAUCUAUUAGCUAUGACCUCUGUCACAGCCAGAUAA
Plenodomus lingam JN3 is the source of this 288-nucleotide messenger RNA. NCBI's taxonomy places the organism in Eukaryota, Fungi, Ascomycota, Dothideomycetes, Pleosporales, Leptosphaeriaceae. The record is from RefSeq and is a predicted model, not a curated record.